This is a messenger RNA of Poecilia reticulata (guppy), 437 nucleotides long. The record is from RefSeq and is a predicted model, not a curated record. NCBI's taxonomy places the organism in Eukaryota, Metazoa, Chordata, Actinopteri, Cyprinodontiformes, Poeciliidae.
CAUGUCUGGACGCGGAAAGACYGGGGGCAAAACCAGAGCUAAGGCAAAGACCCGCUCAUCCCGUGCGGGGCUCCAGUUCCCAGUGGGCCGUGUUCACAGGCUCCUGAGGAAAGGAAACUACGCCGAGCGCGUCGGCGCCGGAGCUCCAGUCUAUCUGGCGGCGGUGCUCGAGUACCUGACCGCYGAGAUCCUGGAGCUGGCUGGAAACGCUGCCCGCGAUAACAAGAAGACCAGAAUCAUCCCCCGUCACCUGCAGCUGGCCGUCCGYAACGACGAGGAGCUCAACAAGCUGCUGGGUGGAGUCACCAUCGCUCAGGGUGGUGUUCUCCCCAACAUCCAGGCUGUYCUGCUGCCCAAGAAGACCGAGAAAGCGGCCAAGGCCAAGUAAACCUUUACAGCUAAAAACCACAAACCCAACGGCUCUUUUAAGAGCCACC